Molecule: messenger RNA, 1543 nt
Organism: Austrofundulus limnaeus
Lineage: Eukaryota; Metazoa; Chordata; Actinopteri; Cyprinodontiformes; Rivulidae
Product: zinc transporter ZIP1
Exons: 4
Coding region: 354-1304 (316 amino acids)
Biological process (GO): zinc ion transmembrane transport
Cellular component (GO): plasma membrane
Molecular function (GO): zinc ion transmembrane transporter activity
Source: RefSeq, a predicted model, not a curated record
CACUGCUUUCUGAAAGUUUUAUAAAAAACUGUAUUAAUGAAAAACAGCUGUCCAAUUAUUAUUGUUAGUGACGUCAUCUGUUUCACAUUAAAAAACUAAACUUCAGUUUGUUGAAGAAACUAAUGUUAAUAACCGCGUGCUUUUAUUCUGAAGGCCGGAAGUGUGUCUGUUGUCGCGGUUCUGUUGACAGCGGGUCCGGGUCGAGGCGGGAUCAGCUGCUGGGAUCUGAGUCAGAACUUCCCGGACAACAUGAGAACUCCCAUUCAGGAGCAGAAGACUGGACCCGGCUGAUCCGGACUCACCUGGACUCAGGUUCUGGAUCCAGGUUUGAGAAGAGAACCUGAAGCUGGACCAUGCAGGUCUCAGGUGGACCCCCCUCCAUGGCUCUGGAGAUCAAGCUGGGAGCUCUGGUGGUCCUGCUGUCCGUCACGCUGCUGUUUGGCUUCCUUCCUGUCUGCAUCAUCAGAGGGGCGGGGCAAUGCAGCGUCCAACCAGAUGUUCGGCGCCGGUGGAUCAGUCUGAUCAGCUGUUGUUCGGGGGGCGUGUUCUUGGCGACCUGCAUGUUGGACCUCCUGCCUGAUUACCUGCAGGGGAUCAAUGAGGCCUUCAGCACCGCCGGGAUUAAUCUCCAGUUCCCUCUGCCGGAGUUCAUCGUGGUCUUGGGCUUCUUCCUGGUUCUGGUUCUGGAGCAGAUCUUCCUGGACUUUAAGGACCGGUUCUCCUCUCAGCCAGAGGAGCGGCGGUCUCUGUUGGGGGCUUCCAGCCUUCAGGAGGAAGAGGGGCGGGGCCAGCGACCCCGCCGAGGCUCGGACCCAUCUGAUGGUCACUUCCAUGGUGAGCUGGUCUCCCAGUCCACCCUGAGGUCCCUGGUCCUGGUCCUGUCCCUGUCCCUGCACUCAGUGUUCGAGGGGCUGGCCCUGGGGCUGCUGGAGGAGGACCAGGAGGUCCUGGAGGUCCUCGUGGCGCUGCUGAUCCACAAGAGCAUCAUGUCGUUCAGCCUGAGCCUGCAGCUGAGUCAGGGGGUGCUGCAGCGCCGCAGCGCCCUCACCUGCCUGCUGCUGUUCUCCAUCAUGUCACCGCUCGGCGUCGCAGUGGGCGUCGGCCUCACCCAGACCCAGACGUCCCCCCGACACCGACUGGCCCGCUGCACGCUGGAGGGCGUGGCCACGGGCACCUUCAUCUACAUCACCUUCAUGGAGAUCCUGCCUCACGAGCUCUCCUCCAGCAGGGACCGCCUCCUCAAGGUGGUCCUGAUGCUGCUGGGCUUCACCGUGGUUACCGCCGUGCUCUUCAUCCACCUGUAACCACGGCAACGCCACCUUUCACCACACCUGUGUCAGGGUCCGGGUCCUGUCAGGGUCCUGUCAGGGCCCCAGGUCCUGUCAGGGUCCUGUCAGGGUCCAGGUCCUCUCAGGGUCCUGUCAGGGUCCUGCCGGAUCCUGUCCAGGUCCUGUCAGGGUCCUGUCAGGGUCCGCGUCCUGUCAGGGUCCUGUCAGGGCCCCAGGUCCUGUCAGGGUCCAGUCAGGGUCCUGUCAGGGUCCGG